Messenger RNA from Cavia porcellus (domestic guinea pig), 3712 nucleotides. RefSeq names its product protein diaphanous homolog 1-like. Gene Ontology annotation, biological process: actin filament polymerization. The record is from RefSeq and is a predicted model, not a curated record. Gene Ontology annotation, cellular component: actin filament. The transcript has 9 exons. Lineage: Eukaryota; Metazoa; Chordata; Mammalia; Rodentia; Caviidae. Bases 9 to 950 code for a protein of 313 amino acids.
ACUGCCUCAUGAACAAACAAAACAAAAGGCACAGAGGUGGCUUAUCUUUACUCAUGUUUUUCUUUCUUUCUUUCUUUUUUUGCUUAGCCAAGAAGGAUCAGGAAGGUGGAGAAGAAAAAAAAUCUGUACAAAAGAAAAAAGUAAAAGAAUUAAAGGUGUUGGAUUCAAAGACUGCCCAGAAUCUCUCAAUCUUUUUGGGUUCCUUCCGCAUGCCCUAUCAAGAAAUUAAGAAUGUCAUCCUGGAGGUGAACGAAGCUGUUCUGACCGAGUCUAUGAUCCAGAACCUCAUUAAACAAAUGCCAGAACCAGAGCAGUUAAAAGUGCUCUCUGAACUGAAGGAUGAGUACGAUGAUCUGGCGGAGUCCGAGCAGUUUGGUGUGGUGAUGGGCACAGUACCCCGGCUGCGGCCUCGCCUCAAUGCCAUCCUCUUCAAGCUACAAUUCAGUGAGCAAGUGGAGAAUAUCAAACCAGAGAUCGUGUCUGUCACUGCUGCUUGUGAGGAGUUACGCAAAAGCGAGAGCUUCUCCAGCCUCCUAGAAAUUACCCUUCUUGUUGGAAACUAUAUGAAUGCUGGCUCCAGGAAUGCUGGUGCUUUUGGCUUCAAUAUCAGCUUCCUCUGUAAGCUUCGAGAUACCAAGUCUACAGAUCAGAAGAUGACAUUGUUACACUUCUUGGCUGAGUUAUGUGAGAAUGAUUAUCCUGAUGUCCUCAAGUUUCCAGAUGAACUUGCCCAUGUGGAAAAAGCCAGUCGAGUUUCUGCUGAAAACUUGCAAAAGAACCUAGAUCAGAUGAAGAAACAGAUUUCUGAUGUAGAACGUGAUGUUCAGAAUUUUCCUGCAGCCACAGAUGAAAAAGACAAGUUUGUUGAAAAAAUGACUAUAUCCUUUCUGGAAAGAAGGGUGUUGCUUCUUAGGGAGGAAAAACUUACCCUAAGGGAACGACUAGGAUAGAUGUGGCAAUGUCCAGCCUCUCUUUUCUCCCAACAGUGAUUUUCCAUUAAACACAUAGUUCCUGAAAGCACUCUCGUUGUUGUGGAAGUGAAAGAAAGCCAGGCGUGCAGAUACACUCAAAGCUUCCACUGUUUCCUUUCCCGUCCCCAUUGCCACUGCACACACAUUAAUUAUUCUCUCCAGCCUUUUGGGAAAUUAACACUGCUACUGGACUUGUGUCUGAUUUACCCCCGAUGAAUUUAUUUUAAAGCCUAUGUUGCUUUUUACUCAAAACGCCUUCGUCAUGCUUCAUCCUGUAUGUGCUGAGCAGCCUCUUGCUGUUCCUGUUGUGUCAGUGUAUCGUAGUUUGUUGCCCACCCUUUCCCUCUUUGGGUACUUAAUUGCUUCUGUGUUUGCUGUAAUGCAUGAUGCUGUAUUGAAGGUCAUUGUGCAUGCUCAUGCAUCUUUGAGUCAUUCUCUGGGCUAGGGAACUGGGUCUUCUUCCUUUACUCCUGGGCUGCACAGCUUUGUGAAGGACGCACAGGAACAGUAUAAUAAGCUGCGGAUGAUGCAUUCAAACAUGGAGACUCUCUAUAAGGAGCUGGGCGAGUACUUCCUCUUUGAUCCCAAGAAGUUGUCUGUGGAGGAAUUCUUUAUGGAUCUGCACAACUUUCGGAAUAUGUUUUUGCAAGCAGUCAAGGAGAACCAGAAGCGACGGGAGACAGAAGAAAAGAUGCGGCGAGCAAAACUAGCCAAAGAGAAGGCAGAGAAAGAGCGACUGGAGAAGCAGCAGAAGAGAGAGCAACUCAUAGACAUGAAUGCAGAGGGUGAUGAGACAGGGGUGAUGGACAGUCUUCUGGAAGCUCUGCAGUCAGGGGCAGCGUUCCGACGGAAGAGAGGACCCCGUCAGGGCAAUAGGAAAGUCGGGUGUCUUGCAUCUAUGCUACCUUCAGACCUGAUCAAAGAUGACGUCAUAGCUGCUGUUCCUACCAAGAUACCCAAGAACAAUGAAGGAGUCCCCACAAUCCUUGAGGAAGCCAAGGAGUUGGUUGGCCGUGCAAGCUAACCUGGAUCCCGUGGCCAUGGCAGCUCUUAAAUGGAGUCCAGACUGUCUUGCCCUGCAGCAUAUGCUAACGGGUCAGGGAUGUUCAUCUGGAGCAGCCACUCCUGUCACCCUGACCCUGUCUUUCUGUCUGGCCUGCUGCUCUCUGAACAUCACAUACAUCUUCAGCUGCCCAGAGACCAAAAGGGCAGUACGGGGGAGGCCUGAGCCCAACCCAGCCAGCCCUGACCAUUGUGUUACCAAAGCAGGGUCUGUGUUUGCUGCCUUAACCCUGUCUCCUCUGUUACUCGGAGGGCCUUACUCAAACGAGGCCCAUCCUGCUUUCCCAGCCCAGCUUUCUAGUGGGCCUUCCCUUGGUCAAUCUUGCUGGCUCUGUGCUUUUCUUUUGUGGUUUCUCUGGCCCUGAGAACAGCAUGGGGCUUAUGAACUUCGGGCUAGAGCCUUCUUUCAUUGCUGUCACCUCUGCUUUUUCCCCUGUUGGCCAUUGUUAUUUAUUACUAAUGCUGUGGCAUUGGGAGCUGCUUCUAAGGAAGCAGGGAGCAAAUCCCACCUUACCCACCUUCCUGGGAAGGGGCUCCCAAAACUAAAAGAAUCUGGACCGUUCGACUUGUGCCCCAGUGGCCUGUGGGCAGGUGCCUAGGGCAUAGUGACAGCGUGGACCAUGUCCCCAGCUUGCUGCCAUGCUUUGUGCCCCUGCCUCCCUGAAACCUUGGUACCAGCCGCAGGCUGCUGAGCCAGGGUCUUUCCUUAUGCCUUUCCCAGAGCUUCGGUGCAUCUCAUCUGGAGUAUGGGCUAUAGCGUGACCAUCCUACACCUCACCCUCUGUCUCCAAGGAAAUGGGAGGUGGAGCCUCCUGGCUGAGAAAUUGUUUUGCAAAUGGAUCUAUUUUUGUACAAAAAAAAAUUUUUUAAAGAAAAAUAACUUCCUUUCCCCUUCCCUCUCCAUAAUCAAAGAGGCUUUGAUGUAAGAUUCAGAGUUCCUGGGGUUUCUCUUCAUAGGCCUCAAUGCUGCGCAUGCCCUUGGACCUUGGCCUCAGCAGUCAAAGCCUCUGAACUCUGAGCCCAAGACAGAUCCUCUGCAGCAUGGGUCCUCGGCAAGAGGAGUCUCUUCUGGUUGGGCUGGGCCAAGCCUACAAGUAACAGGAGCUCUGAGGUCACAGGUUUUAUGAAUUUAAUAAACUACCGCGCCAAAUGUACAGAUGCUAACUGGAUAUCCUAAAAGUAGGCCCAGAGGUGCUCACACACUGUACCACACUUCCUUCCACUGAACUGCUUGGUGGCCCUCCACCUCAGUAAGCUUGGGAUCGCUGGCUUAGGGUGGCACCUUUACCCGCCAUGUCCCUUAGAGCUUCCCACACCAGUUAAGGAGAGAAUGACAUUGUUAAAGAUUGGCCCAGAGGUUCAUUUGCUAAGAGCAAGGGGAAGCUUGGGAGGGCCUGGAGGGGGCUUGGGACCAGGAGAGAGGGUUCUGGUUGCUAGAGUUUGUCUCUUAAGGGGCACGGGCAGCGGUGUUGCUCUCUAGGGUCAGCUUCCUCUUGCUCGCAGACGUCUAGGGCUUUGACCCUUCCUUUUUUAAUGUACUUUUGCUAAGAUGCAUUUAAUUUAAAAAAACGGGGUUUGGGGACAAGAUUCAGAGGUAUUCCCUCACCUCUUGGGCUCCUGGGAUGUUACCACCUCCAGUUUGACAGGUUUCCAACUGUUAAUAAAAACACUGAAUAGCA